CUUUUAAGGCUGUAUGAUAUUUUGCCCGUUCUGCUCCAGGUUUGUGGAGCUCGCGCUAAGAGGGAUCGCUCUCUGCAGGGUUACAUCACACAGACAUGAAAAGAGACGUCAGCGGACUCUGAGUUUAUGGGAACAUGUCGAAGAAGAAAGGCAGGAAGCGCGGCAGCGGGGAGUUGGGCGACAUCCUGACUCCUGACCCCAACAACAUGGUGGGCAUGAGGAUCCAGCACAGCUGGCGGGAGAAGGGGGCCCUGACCAAGUGGAAGGGCACUGUGCUGGACCGGCUGACCGUCAACAACUCGCUCUUCAUGGUCAAGUACGACGGCUUCGACUGCGUCUAUGGCAUCGAGCUGUUCAAGGACUCGCGGGUCUCCAAUCUGCAGGUUUUAACGGAGAAAGUGGUGAACAACAAGAUCAAGGUUCCUCAUGAUGCGGAGGAGCUCGUGGGCAAGGCAGUGGAGCACCUGUUCGAGAAGGAGGAUGGGGAGAAGAACGAGUGGAGGGGCAUGGUGCUUUCUCGCGCUCCCAUCAUGACCAACUGGUACUACAUCACUUACGAGAAGGACCCCGUGCUGUACAUGUAUCAGCUGUGGGACGACUACAAGGACGGAGAUCUGCGCAUUUUACCCGAAGCAGAGAAUAAGCACUUGCUUCCGGCCGACAGGAAGCCAGGGGAAGACACCGAGAGCCUCGUGGGUAAGCAGGUGGAGUACGUCACCGACAAGGGUGUGAAAAGAACCGGCCUGGUCAUCUACCAGGUUCCCGCCAAGCCGUCCGUCUAUUACAUCAAGUACGACGAUGACUUCCACAUCCACGUCUACGACCUGGUCAAGACGUCUUAAAGGAACCCAGCUGCUCGUUCCCUUAGUUCACCCGUCAUUUUAAUGUCCCAUUGCAUUGUGGGGGGAAAAGGUAGCAUGCUGUGCUUUCGGAAGAGCGGGAGUCAUCCAGGGAAAUGGGCUUUGCAGGGUUCUCUGUGUCCGCUUAAGUCACUUGUGAGCGUCGUACUGUAGACAAGUGCAGAAGGGAAGGGUGGGGUUGGUUGCGGGGCUGGGGGGAGGAGCUCUUAGGCUCAGGGGUGGGGCCUGAGUGAAAAUGAACGCCAGCAAAGGCUAGACGCUCAGAAAGACUUGAGUGUAACGUCCGUCGUCUCUUGUGAAAUGGCAAAGGCAGUCCUCGUUCCCCUCGCAAUCUUCCGGUUAUGGAGGGAAGUUUUGCAAAUUAUUUUAAUAUAUUUUCUAAAGAGGUACCAAGUUCAAAAUAAUCUUUACAUUGUAUUGAAGUUAAAGCGUAAAAUGCACACAGUGUGUUAAUUUGUGUCCAAAGGGCGAUGACUGGCUGUAAGUGACGUCACUAAUGCUCCACAACGUUACUCUCUUAAUUCCCGUUGUUGUCGGAUUCGGAGGCCACGCGCCUUUGUUUUCUCGGAAAUAUUUUAGCGUGUAAGCAGGGUUGCUGCGUGGAACAAUGUUAAUUUACCAAUUGAUUUGCAUAGGAAAAUAUUGCUUCUGAAGAUGGGGCCACGUUUGUGAAGCGAGUUCUGGACUGGACUGACCACCAGUGAGGAGAUGUGGGCACGUUUCGGGGACAUCGUGGUACUGAGAGGCAGGUGUGGGACAGAACGUGGUUUCAACAGCACCUCGUCACGGGUUUGUUGGCUCCUCGCUCUGCUUUCAGUCUGAGCACCUUGGAUGGUAAAAUCGAUCAUUUCAGGACUUAGUAGGAAUCUUUAGCUCGGUGAGAUCAUGCGUCUUUGGUGGCAGGUACCGCAACCGAGAGUUUUCCCAGCAAAAGCACACACUCCUGAUUCUUCCUGAUUCCUUCUCUUCUCCGUAGUGCUGUCACCCACUUCAAAAAUAACCCCAUCAGCAGAACAUCGGGUCAGAUGCCAUUUCAUAACGGAGAUGGGUCUCGUAGCGCAGCGGAGUGGAGUGGGCGCCCGGUGCCCGAGCGUGCGCUCUCUUGUGUGGACUCUGGUGACCAUGGCAACGGGUUGGGCGCAGUGUUUCUGCUGAGUCAUUGGGCCGUCUCUCGUUCUCUCUGCACCGAGCACCGCUCAUUUCAGACUCAACUUUUUUCCCCACACAUGCGUUAGAACCACAGAGGGAGGGGCAUAAAAUGUCUCCCAGUAGGACCCAUUUUAAAUGAAAGUUAACACACAACCUUUUGAUAUUUUCAUUUAAAAAUCGCUUUUGCCGUGUUUUUGAAAGAAGAAAUACUGUACCGGUACUGGAACUACCGGACCCAGUUCCUGCCCACUAAGUGAGAGAGCAGUGAUUGACUUAAAGUGACAGUACAACAUUGUACCAACUAGAGUGAAGGAGAAAAACAAGGGUCCCUCAGAAUAUACGGCACUUCUAAAAAUAGGGAAGUUUUAAAGCGAGGGUUGCGUGUUUUUCAGCGUACGGUGCUGUUUGCCUGUUGUUUGUUGCCUCUUGCUGUCAGUGUGCUCAUUCACUGUGGUACCACGAUGUACGUCCAGCAUCCUAAAAGCCCCUUUAACCAAUUUCAGUAACUCUUAUUUAUUCUUAUUAUUUUAGUUCCUUCAGUAAAACGACUAAGAAUAACAAAUGAAUGUUAUCAGUUACAGUGAUGAUGGCAUGAGUAGGUGGACAAUAAAAUAUAGUCGAUGGAGCCGAUCUUCAUGAAUCAGACACUUGCAAUACCAUGUAUUUCUCAUGAAAGUGCACUUUUUUGCUCCUCCUGUGUUAGUCACUUUGCGGAGAAGCUUCAGAGCUGGAUGGAAUCGGUUCUAGGAUCCGAACUUCUCUUUAGUUAAUUAAUUCUGGAGUCCAAAUGCACCCAACCAAAUAAAAGAAGAAACAUUUAGGCAGUUGGCGUAAAGUCGAGCUUCAGCUAGCGAUCGCUCCGUCAACGGGCCUCAUGAAGGACACCGCUUUCUUCACCUGCUUUUACGCCCCUGUGCUGACUGGCGAGAGGUCAUGUUGUAACUUCCCAGCAUUUGGUCACGAUGUUCUCCUUUUCUGGCAGAUGAACGAGCAGCACGGUGUCGAGCACCAGCUUCCUGUUGCGACCGCACUCGACGUUUCGCACGAAAACCUGCUCUAAGAAACGGAAAGUCUCCCGUCGUCAACCUUUUCCUCGUCCGUUUAGGUCCGGGCCGUUGGGCUCUUGUCUUUCCUCGUGCUCUUGGUUUUACGUUCCUGUAAAUACCGCGUAGAAACGAGAACCCCGGUGUGGCCGGUUGGGGCUGCGCACGAGACGCUGCGGUGUAACCACUUGUAGUCCCAAACCGCCUUUCUGAGCAUCGACGAUUGUUGCUUUGUAAAAUUAAUCCUCACUUUUGUUACUAGGCAAUUAAGUGUCUUCAUAUUUAAAUUGGUGUAAGAACUCCAGUAAGAGGAAGCACGACUAUGACGCCCAGUACAGCGUUAGGGCUGCGGAAUAUAUACAGUAUAAUAACAGAACAUUUAUUCCUCAAUGUACAUUGUUACACUGUUCAUUUUAAAGCUUAAUGAAUUCAAUUAUAUUUAGUAGACAUUAUCACAGCAUCCUCAUCUAAUUCCUUCACAUAGUUUUACUAAAAUGCUGUUCUGCUCCAAGCAAAAGGAAAAAAAACUAAUUUCACCUUGUGUGCAAUUGAAUUGCCAGCAUAAUUGUGAGCUUUUUUGUACAUACAUAUAUAUGUAGAUUCCUGUAAAUGAAUUUUGAACUUGUGUUCAUGUUUCUGUUGCUAAUGUUUCCAAAUAGUUUGGAAUUUGAGUAAUUUAAGAAGGUGAUGUGAUGUGGGAGAGGAUAAGAAUGCCAAAAAAUGUAUUGGCUGCUCCGUUUGCCUUUUUCGUUGUUGCUUUUGCCAGUUCUCGGAAACGGGCGCGAAGUGACGUCGCAGGCCGGCGCUGCUCUGCGGAGCGACCGCAAAAAGCGACCGUUGAGAAAAGCUCUCGGCAGGGGGGCAGCGCCGGUCCUCUGUUCGCCGUGCACGUGGUGCCGUUUGCGCAGUAAGAGCAACGAGUGCAGAGACCUGCAGACAGAAUCGAGCUCCGCCGUCGUGAAGUAAAGAUGAAUUUGCUCGUUGGCGCGAGGGAAAGAAAAAUCGCGAUCGCCGACGGCUGUAGGGCAGCUUUGGCUUCGUCGAGAGGGGAAAAAACUGCCGACCGUGUUUGGUAUUCGUGGGUAACUGAUGCUUGUGUUAAUUCCCCGCUGCUGUGCUUUCGCGUGCCCCGCUCGCGAGCCGGAAGGCCGAACGUCGCCCUUCCUGCCACGUACCCGUUACCUUGCCGCUUUCGACCACAACCCCUUUUCGGCAGUGCUGCGUAGUGUACGAGUCACCAUCCCGUUUGUGUAACGAUGCUCUGGUUAAUAAAGAACAUAUUUUUUUGCACUCGUGAUGUCCUUGUGUGC
Scleropages formosus (Asian bonytongue) is the source of this 4362-nucleotide messenger RNA. Its product is annotated as spindlin-W. The coding region runs from base 135 to 842 and encodes 235 amino acids. The transcript has 5 exons. Lineage: Eukaryota; Metazoa; Chordata; Actinopteri; Osteoglossiformes; Osteoglossidae. The record is from RefSeq and is a predicted model, not a curated record. Gene Ontology annotation, biological process: gamete generation.